This is a messenger RNA of Xylona heveae TC161, 582 nucleotides long. RefSeq lists its product as hypothetical. The coding region runs from base 1 to 582 and encodes 193 amino acids. The transcript has 2 exons. NCBI's taxonomy places the organism in Eukaryota, Fungi, Ascomycota, Xylonomycetes, Xylonales, Xylonaceae. The record is from RefSeq and is a predicted model, not a curated record.
AUGUCGGCCUUUUACUUUGGAGCGCAGAACCACCUUGUGGGCAACCCAUCGCACGCUCAUAGCCACCACGGCGGUCGUUCGCGACGAGCUCCCCGUCUGCCAGCCUCGCAAAACUCUCAUAAGCAGUUCCGAGCUGUGCGCAAUGUGAAGGAGAUUGCGGAGACUCCUUCGGUGACUGCUUUCCGAGCUCGCUUCGAGGCUGGCCGUUCGUUCGACCUCGAUGACGACCUUGAGUUUUGUCCCGGUUUGUUGACCGAAGACGACUUGCAAUCAAUUCAUUCGGCAUCCUCUGAUCGCUCGUCGCUCUCGAGCGGCUCGCCCGACUCUUCGCCAUUGCAGCACCAGAUCCAGCCGACGCAGCAAGUGACUCCGACCAUCUCUUUGUCGACCGCUUCCUCUCCCUUUAUCCCUACCGCCUACCAACCGACGGCGGCUCAGAUGAAACUUCAUCAACCCGCUGCUGUGCGCACGCGCAACGCGAUCCCAAUCGUCAACCCCACCACUGGCAUGCGUGUAGCCAGCCCACCUUUGUCGGUUUCGCCGGCGAGAAUGCAGCAGCACGGCCUUGGACGCCGCUGGUAG